AUGGAUACCAAGUCAGGGCCGCCACCAAACUACUACGCAAUUCUCGAAGUCCCCGAGAAUGCGACGCAAGCUCAAAUCCGCAAUGCCUACAAACGGGCGGCCCUAAAAUGCCACCCCGACCGCCUGCCCGCCAACCAUCCUGACCGACCCCAAAUGACGCGCCGCUUCCAACUCGUCAAUGACGCCUACUACACCCUCUACGACCCUGACCGGCGCCGCGAGUACGACGCCCAACGCCACCUCUGGUCCAAAUCCUCUUCCUCCUAUGCCCGCAGCACAUCCCAAACUAAGCCCAGCGCCACCUACGACCCCUUCUCCGAAGCCGAAGCCAACGCACCUCCACACCCGGGGGAGUCCUUUUUCUCAUGGGCAUUCAACUUCUUCAACGGUCGCAGCCGUACUUCAUCCGAGUACGGAGAUGACCCUGAGACGGCGAGACAAAAGGCAGAAGACGCCCAAUUCGCGGAUGUAUUUGAGGAGAUGUUACGCGAGGAGGGGAUUAGCGAGGAGGAUCUGGCCAAGGAUGCUAACAAACAGGGAGGGGGAAGUAGUUUGUGGAGUAUCAUUGGGACAAUUAGUGGCGGUGCGCUGGGAUUCAUUGUGGCGAAUGGGCCGGGAAUGAUUGCGGGUGCUGCGGCGGGGAACAGGCUGGGUGCGGUCAGGGACGCAAAGGGGAAGAGUGUGUGGGAGGUUUAUCAGGAUCUGCCGCCCGAGUCGAAGGCCAAGUUGCUUAGCAUGCUGGCUGUUAGAGUGCUCAGUCAUGCGGCUGGGAUCUGA
Messenger RNA from Thermochaetoides thermophila DSM 1495, 777 nucleotides. RefSeq lists its product as uncharacterized. The record is from RefSeq and is a predicted model, not a curated record. The transcript is spliced from 4 exons. Bases 1 to 777 code for a protein of 258 amino acids. NCBI's taxonomy places the organism in Eukaryota, Fungi, Ascomycota, Sordariomycetes, Sordariales, Chaetomiaceae.